Molecule: messenger RNA, 1456 nt
Organism: Acipenser ruthenus (sterlet)
Lineage: Eukaryota; Metazoa; Chordata; Actinopteri; Acipenseriformes; Acipenseridae
Product: mesencephalic astrocyte-derived neurotrophic factor-like
Exons: 5
Coding region: 1-573 (190 amino acids)
Biological process (GO): dopaminergic neuron differentiation; neuron projection development
Cellular component (GO): endoplasmic reticulum
Source: RefSeq, a predicted model, not a curated record
AUGGUCAAAUUGAUUCAGGUUUCACAGGAAACAUUUAAUUUGGAUGAAGUCUUUAAAGUAUGCAUUGGAUUUUUGGGAAGGUUUUACCAAACAUUGAAAGCCAAGCCUGCAGCCUUCACACCAGUCAUUGUAGAAAAGGAGCUGAUUUUAGCAUGCAGGUAUGCCAAAGGAAAAGAAAACAGACUGUUUUAUUAUUUGGGAGCAACAAGUGAUGCGGCUACAAAGAUGACCAGUGAAGUGACCCGUCCAAUGAGCUCCCAUGUGCCUGUACAAAAAAUCUGUGAAAAACUACAAAAGAAAGACAGUGAGAUAUGUGAACUGAGAUAUGUUUUUAAACUGGAGUUUUUAAAGAAAAGCAGCCAUUGGAUUUCAGCAGAGCUGAAGAGCAUUUUGGAUUCCUGGGAAGAGAUGUGCAAAGCAUGCAUUGAGAAAAAAGACUUUGUAAAUCUGAUCCAAGAGCUCGCUCCGAAGUAUACCAGCAGAGACACAGCUUCCAGUCAGACCUGUGAGCAGCACUGUGCACUUUGCAACCGAGUCUGUCGAAACCUGAAAGACUUUCAUAUCUUUAUUUAAACACAGUGAAUUCCAGCUGGGUGAGACUGUGGUCUUUCUUAAGUAAUGUGUCAACUGAGGUUGACAAUGUUUACUAUAUUUUGAAAAUGAUCACAUUUUGUCAGUCAUGAAUUCUGUCAGUCAUGAACUUACAUAUAAAAUACAGGGGUAAGAGAUGUACAGUAUAGCAAAUGUACAACUUCUAAGGUAAUAAUAUUAAGAUCCACCGUUGUGAGCUCCCCCUGUUUUAUUCCAUAUAAUUUUCUAUUGGUAUAUCCUUAAGUACUGUCUAACAAGUUGCAGUUUAUUCAGAUUUGUAUAUUUUGACACCAAAAGGCUAAAACACCUAAACUAUGUAAUACAUUUCUGCUUUGUGUAUUGCUAUAUGUGUUAUCACAUUUGUGAUAUUCAAUAAGUACAAUUGGUAUUUUAAUGAAAACAUUGAAUUACUGUAUAAAAGACAUACUGCAUGUACCUUUCUCCCAAGUAACUACAUUAUUUAAUGCCGGUGUAUCUUUAUAACAAACUACAGUACAACACUAGAGGUAGCUAUAAACAGCUUUAACAUUCAUCGCUUUUGUAAAAUAAAGGUGGAAAAGUCUCUAAAAAGUGAUAUAUUACACGAAUAAGAAUAGUGAUUUUAUUAAGCUUUCUAUGAAAAAGUAUUUAUACUGCACUAAAGAUUUAAAUUUGAAUGAAUCUACCUAACAAGCAACCAGUAUUGCACUGUAAUGCCAGCGAAAAACAUGCAAGCUGAAACCUGACCACUGUCUCGGUAACUGAUAUGGACCUAUUUCAUUUUCAAGCUUGGCAUGGGUGCAUAAUAAUGUAAACUGACCUUCCCAUAUUGUGACUUUUACAAGCCUAUCUGAUUUAGAAUUCAGAUAAUACAGCAGGAUGGAUU